Molecule: messenger RNA, 775 nt
Organism: Limulus polyphemus (Atlantic horseshoe crab)
Lineage: Eukaryota; Metazoa; Arthropoda; Merostomata; Xiphosura; Limulidae
Product: inosine-5'-monophosphate dehydrogenase 1-like
Exons: 4
Coding region: 251-775 (174 amino acids)
Biological process (GO): GTP biosynthetic process
Cellular component (GO): cytoplasm
Molecular function (GO): IMP dehydrogenase activity
Source: RefSeq, a predicted model, not a curated record
GUAAAGUAAGAAGUCAAAUAUAGUUCUUAACACCAUGUUUAACUUAUUUUUUGGUUGUACAGUAAUGGCAGUUGGAUGUCCCCAAGCCACAGCUGUUUACAAGGUAUCAGACUACAGUCGACAUUCUGGGGUUCCCAUAAUUGCACAUGAAAAUAUUUGUUGUGUGUAUUAUUAAUUAGAAUAUUGUGUGAUGAACAGUUGAGUUUAAACAGUAAAGUAAAGUAAGAAGUCAAAUAUAGUUCUUAACACCAUGUUUAACUUAUUUUUUGGUUGUACAGUAAUGGCAGUUGGACGACCCCAAGCCACGGCUGUUUACAAGGUAUCAGACUACAGUCGACAUUCUGGGGUUCCCAUAAUUGCAGAUGGGGGAAUACGUUCUGUUGGUCACAUCAUCAAAGCACUGAGUUUGGGUGCAUCUACAGUUAUGAUGGGUUCUCUCCUGGCUGGAACAAAUGAGUCUCCUGGUGAAUACUUCUUCUCUGAUGGAGUGAGAUUGAAGAAAUACCGAGGAAUGGGAUCUCUGGAUGCUAUGGAGUCUCGAGAAGGAACUGGUAGCCGUCAUAGAUAUUUUCAGAGUGAAGAUGAAAAAAUUCGAGUAGCUCAGGGUGUGUCUGGUAGUAUUGUCGACAAAGGUUCCGUGCAUCGUUUUGUCCCAUACCUGAUCACUGGCAUUAAGUAUGGAUGUCAGGAUAUUGGAGUCAAAAGUCUCACUGAGCUUAGAACUAUGAUGUACUCUGGUAUCAUUAUUGUUUUUAUUCUGUUCACAGAACUAUGA